This is a messenger RNA of Chelmon rostratus (copperband butterflyfish), 963 nucleotides long. It is a transcript of the gene fuom, whose product is annotated as fucose mutarotase. The transcript has 6 exons. The coding region runs from base 247 to 711 and encodes 154 amino acids. Lineage: Eukaryota; Metazoa; Chordata; Actinopteri; Chaetodontiformes; Chaetodontidae. The record is from RefSeq and is a predicted model, not a curated record. Gene Ontology annotation, biological process: fucose metabolic process. Gene Ontology annotation, molecular function: fucose binding; racemase and epimerase activity, acting on carbohydrates and derivatives.
CAUCCUGGGAAAAAAAAACUUUAAAAUCGUCUAAAAGAGUCCUAAAAAACGAUUGACAGGGCGGAACACACAGUAGAUACCGUUAUAAUACACACUCUCUACUCUCUAAACGGACUCUGUUUUUCUUGUUUAUGGGUUAUUUUUAUCAGCUAGCAUGUCUGGUGGGCGUAAACGAAUGCGGAAGUAAGCUGGAGCGUCUUCAGGCUUCAAAGUCUGUCCACUUCUCUCUUGCCUGUGGCUGCCAGCAUGGUCGUACUGAAAGGAAUCCCCUCUGUUUUAUCACCAGAGCUACUGUAUGCUCUCGCUAAAAUGGGCCAUGGGGAUGAACUGGUUCUUGCUGAUGCAAAUUUCCCAGCAUCUUCCAUUUGUGCUUGUGGUCCGAAAGAAAUAAGAGCUGAUGGUUUGGGAAUCCCACAGCUUUUGGAGGCCAUUUUGAAGCUGUUGCCCCUGGAUACCUAUGUCCCCUCACCAGUUGCAGUCAUGGAUCUGGUAGACAGUGACAAACUGCGAUGUUUAGCUGUUCCUGUGUGGGACACCUACACACAGCUCCUGGAUCAGGCUGGGUCUACGAGUCCUCUGGAGAAGGUGGAAAGGUUUGCUUUCUAUGACAGAGCCAAGAAAGCCUACGCUGUUGUUGCAACAGGGGAGACAGCUCUGUAUGGUAACCUGAUACUGAAGAAGGGGGUCAUUCCUGCUGAGCUGCUUCAGUGAUACACAUACAUACACACACACACAUUUUCAAGUAAUGAUGAGUGAAUGGUCUGAUGUUGAUUUUGGUCACAACUGUCAUUCUUGCUACUGAAAAUCAGGAGGUGAAUGUUCACCAUUUAUUCUUGUUCAUGUGAAAUUAAUACUGUAAAUAUGAUUCAUCUCAGGUUUACAUGAAGCAGAAAUUAAUGCUUUUUGUAAAUAACUUCUGCUUUGUACAUACAUGACAAUAAAUAAAACACAUGUAGUCUCUGA